AUGAUUGACAUAGACGACCUGCUUGACAGGCUCCGCACAGAUAUUUACCAAGGCGAUGUCCUUCCAGAAGACUGGUUUUCUGGCUUCGAUCGUUUAAGAAGUGGAAGAAUUUUUCCUAACGAAUUCCAACGUUGCUUUACAUUAAUGAGAAUUAAACUCUCUCCUGAAGAGUUUAACAUGCUUGUCGAUAGAUAUAGACAAGGUGAUAAGGUGAAUUAUAAGGAGUUUUGCCAUGAAAUCGAAGAUAUUUUCACUAACAGAAAUUUAGAAAAAGCUCCACUCGAAACAACAAGAAAUUCACAAGAAAUUGUCUCUCGUACAAUUGGAAAAUUGGAUGUGAACACGUCAGUUGAGUUGGAUAACUUAAUGGCGAAGUUACACCAUCAGAUUAAAACAAAAGGAAUUCAUUUGAGAACAGCUUUCAUGGAUUUCGAUAAACAUAACAAUGGACGUAUUACACAAUCUCAAUUCAUGCGUGCAAACCCAUUCAGGGAUCUUACCUCCCGCGAAAUCCAAGUAUUAUAUGAUCGUUAUUGCGACCCACAACUAAAAGACUUCAACUAUCGUAAACUAAAUACUGAUCUUAACGAUUAUGCUAGCAUGCAACCAACCAUGGUUGAAAGGUCGUUGACUCGAUCGUUAUUACCUCACCAAGAAAAGUCACUGAAGAUCAAGAACUUUGAUACUCCUCAGGAGCUUAUCAUUCCAAAGUUCGCAGAGCAUGUUAGAAAGGAGAGAAUUUGCAUCAAAGAUUUCUUCCAAACACAUGAUACACUCAGAACUGGCAGAAUUCCUGUUCAAAAGUUCACAGGAACAAUCACUCUCUUUGGAUAUCCAUUCACAACCAAUGAUCUCGACUACUUAGUCUCUCAGUACUCAAUUGUUGUCAAUUAUACACACUACAUUAAGUAUCUUGAGUUCUGCAAUGAUGUAGAAGCUGAAGUCGAGACUCAACUUUUUCCAGUCAAGUCACGUGGCAUUGACACUUCUUCUAUUACUCCAUCAAAUCCAAAGGUCGACGCAAUUGUUGACAGACUAAAAUCUCAGACAGUUAGAUACAGAAUCAACUGUCUUCCAACACUCAUGGACUUCGAUAGAAUCGGCCAGGGCUACGUAACUCCAGUUCAAUUCCAUCGUGCUUUAACAACAUUAGGAUUCAAGGUCACAAACGAAGAACGUGACGAACUUGUUAAAGUAUACGAGAAAGACAACCGCGGCGUCGAUAUUUACAGAUUCAUUGAAGAUAUCGAUCCAUCACAUACUCAAAAGAGAAGAGAAUUCAAGCCUGUUGGCGUUACUAAGGAGUCCAUCAUUGAUACAUAUGGAAAGGCCUCAAACGGAGACAAGUUUGUCACUCAAGAUGUAGCAGACAAACUUUUGCACGAAUCUAAGAAAGGUCUUAUUCCAAAGAUCAAUGAGAAAGAUAACAUCGAUGACUUACUCAUUGAAAUGCACAAAUGGUGCUUGAUUAAUUCCGUUCUUUUUGCCGAAUUCCUUGGUCAAUUUGAUACCCACAAUAAUGGAGAGAUUACAGCUGAGCAUUUCAGAACAGGUAUCACUAUUUCCGGCUACAAACUCACUGACAAAGAAUUCCAAGUUCUCAAAGAUUACUAUGCUAGUGAAACAAAGAAGGAUUACGUGAAAUGGAGACAGUUCGAUAAAGAUGUCAAGGAGAUGACAGUUCCUCUUGAUCUUGAGAAGACUCCACAGUUCAAUCCAUUGACACAAGCCGAGUUAAGAAGCACAACAAUGAGAGAUAUCAAGACAUUAACACCAAAAGUCCAAGAAAUUGUCAAAGAAAUCUCGAAAUUCGUAAGAAAGCGGAGAUUAAGUCUCAUCGAGCAAUUUAAAGACUUCGACAAACUUAAUCAUAAGAAAGUCAAUGCUUCUCACUUCACGAGAAUCCUCCAGUUGAUCGGCUGCUAUCUUUCUAAGGAUAGAAUUGAUGAAUUAUGCUCUUUCUACAAUGAUCCGUAUACAAAAUUCGUAGAUUACGGAAAGUUCUGUGCAGAUGUUGAUGAAAUGACAGGACAAUUGUUCGGAGACAGCGCCUCAACAACAAUUGUUUCUAAUGGAUUCCCACACUACACAGACAGAGAGUCCGAAUACUUGGUCUCCAUCAGAAGCGGCCCAGCUGAAAUUCCAACUAUGGACAAGAUCAUGGAGAAACUUCAAGCCCACGUUUUCAAGAGACGUGUAAGACUCUUGGAGUUCUUCCAGGGCUUCGAUGGAUUAAGAAGAGGCUUAGUUCCAAAGCAAAAGUUCCACACUGUUGUUAGCCAAGCCGAAUUACCUCUCACAGCUGAUGAAAUCGAUUUGUGCUUGGAAGAAUACGCCGACCCGAAGAGCAAUGAUUUGUUCAAUUACAGAUCAUUCUGCGCUAAAGUCAAUGAAGUCUUCGGUCCAACAGAAUUAAACAGAACACCUUUGACAGCUCCUGUUCCAGUCAGAAUCAAACCAGAGCCAUCAAAGACGAUUCAGAAUUUGACUCCUCAAGAGGAACAAACAGUCAAUUCUAUUUUGAGGAGAAUGAAGUAUGUCGUAACAACAAGAAGAAUGAAUAUCCGAGACCAAUUCGAAGAUUACGACAGAAAACCAUACAAGAAUUACAUUACAAAACAGCAAUUCAGACAAAGUAUUUCAAGAUUGGGAUUAUCCACAAAUAGAGAUGAAUUGGAUAUCCUCUGCAAGAAAUAUAAGAACACAGACUUAGAUGAAGUUAACUACAUCCAAUUCUGCAAAGAUAUCGAUCCGUGA
Trichomonas vaginalis G3 is the source of this 2757-nucleotide messenger RNA. RefSeq names its product EF-Hand calcium-binding domain-containing protein 6-related family. The coding region runs from base 1 to 2757 and encodes 918 amino acids. The record is from RefSeq and is a predicted model, not a curated record. The transcript has a single exon. Lineage: Eukaryota; Parabasalia; Trichomonadida; Trichomonadidae.